This is a messenger RNA of Lagopus muta (rock ptarmigan), 1937 nucleotides long. RefSeq names its product mutY DNA glycosylase (gene MUTYH). Gene Ontology annotation, biological process: base-excision repair; mismatch repair. Gene Ontology annotation, cellular component: nucleus. Gene Ontology annotation, molecular function: adenine/guanine mispair binding; 8-oxo-7,8-dihydroguanine DNA N-glycosylase activity; purine-specific mismatch base pair DNA N-glycosylase activity. The transcript is spliced from 15 exons. The record is from RefSeq and is a predicted model, not a curated record. NCBI's taxonomy places the organism in Eukaryota, Metazoa, Chordata, Aves, Galliformes, Phasianidae. Bases 68 to 1840 code for a protein of 590 amino acids.
GCGGGAAGGGAAGGGAAGGGAAACAUUUUCCCGGGAAAAGCGCGCGUGUGUCCCGCGGCUCCCAGCCAUGAGCCGCCUGCGAGCGGCGGCCGCCCGGGGGCUGAGGCGGCGGGGAAGCGGCAGCGCGGCCCCGACUGGGGAGGGCAGCAGGAAGGGCGCGUCGCUCCGUGAAGGGGCUCCCGCUCGACCACAUGCGCUGCAUCUCUUCGGCGACCCCGUCGAGGUCGAUGCCCUACGUGGCCGCCUGCUCACCUGGUAUGACAAAAGCCGGCGGGACCUUCCUUGGAGGGCGCUGGCUGCAGUUGAGCCGGAUGCCGAUAGGCGGGCGUAUGCAGUGUGGGUGUCUGAGAUCAUGCUUCAGCAGACACAAGUGGCCACAGUGAUUGACUACUACAACCGCUGGAUGCAGAAGUGGCCAACACUGCAAGCACUGGCAGCAGCAUCACUGGAGGAGGUGAAUGAGCUGUGGGCAGGACUCGGCUACUACUCACGAGGAAAGCGCCUGCAGGAGGCAGCAAAGAAGGUGGUGUUGGAGCUGGCCGGCCGCAUGCCCAGGACAGCUGAAGACCUGCAGAGGCUGCUGCCAGGAGUGGGUCGAUACACAGCAGGAGCCAUUGCUUCCAUCUCAUUCGGACAGGCUACCGGUGUCGUGGAUGGGAAUGUGAUCCGCGUGCUGUGCCGCCUGCGGUGCAUCGGUGCUGACACCAGCAGCCUGGCUGUCAUUGACUGCCUCUGGAACAUGGCCAACACCCUGGUGGAUAGGAGCCGCCCGGGGGACUUCAACCAAGCUCUGAUGGAGCUGGGGGCAACUGUAUGCACACCCAAAUCCCCACUGUGUGGGGAGUGCCCAGUGAAGGAGCACUGCCAUGCCUGGCGUAGGGUGGAGAAGGAUCUGGCCUCUGCCUCUCAGAAGCUGUUUGGAAAGACCACCCUGGUGCCUGAUGUUGAGGACUGUGGGACUGGGGACUGUCUGUUGUGCCUUCCUGCUGCCGAGCUGUGGGACAGCAGCUUGGGGGUCACCAACUUCCCCCGCAAAGCAGCAAAGAAGCAGCUGCGAGUGGAGCGGACAGCCACGUGUGUGCUGGAGCGGAGGGGCCACCUUGGGGCCCCCGAGUACCUCAUUGUGCAGAGACCCAGCUCAGGUUGUCCACAUCUUCUCUCACAUUCACCAGACAUAUGUGGUCUACUCUCUGUGCCUGGAUGGGGAUGUGGUCCUGGACACUGCCUCAUCCCCAUCCCGCUGGGUGACAGAGGAGGAAUUCUGUGCCUCGGCUGUGUCCACUGCCAUGAAGAAGGUGCUGAAGGCACGGGAGACACAGCGUGGGGUGCAGAGCGGCCGUGCCAAGAGGUGUCCCUGGGCACCUUUGCGGCUUGGCUCAGCUGCAGCAUCUGUCCUGCAGGCCUCCAAACGGAAGCGGGAGUCAAAGCUGGGGGCAGCAGGCAGCGCCCCCACAGGGAUUCAGCUCUCCCUGCGCGCCUUCCUCCGGGCACAGAGCGCUCUGUGAUCAAACCUUUGGCAGCUGAUGCCAGCAGGUCCUGUGCUGUGCCCCACAGCCAUCAGCACAUCACCACCUUCUCCAGUGCACCUGUGGAUACGUGCUGUACAAGGGGCCGGUGCAAUGCUGGAUGUGACCCAGAGCUGGGCUCACUCCCCUGCCCUGGCCAUGGGGUUUCUCUGGCAAGAAGAAAGCAAGAAGGAUGUGGCCACGUUCCCAUCAUUCACACAUGCCUGAGCAUGGGCCAGCAGCCAGUGACUGUGGUGCUGUUGUACCCUCACAUCCAUAUUCCCAUAGCCCUUUUUAUGUUUCUUUUUGCUGAGUGUGAGCCAUGUUUUUUGUAAUAAAUCUCCUAAGGGCCUCUUUUUUUUAAUUAUUAUCUUUUUUCUUGAAGUGACUCUGCCUCCGUUGCAGCACAGCACUAAGCUGGGGCUGCCAGUG